Molecule: messenger RNA, 4930 nt
Organism: Anoplopoma fimbria (sablefish)
Lineage: Eukaryota; Metazoa; Chordata; Actinopteri; Perciformes; Anoplopomatidae
Gene: angpt1
Product: angiopoietin 1
Exons: 9
Coding region: 400-2007 (535 amino acids)
Biological process (GO): angiogenesis; Tie signaling pathway
Molecular function (GO): receptor tyrosine kinase binding
Source: RefSeq, a predicted model, not a curated record
GAGCAGAGGAGGAAGGGAAGGCAGAGAGAACAGGGGAGGUCUGACGCAACCGUCCCAGCUUGCACCUAUCUGAGAUGCACAGAUUGAUAAAUGCAUGCACCUAGUCUUGCUUUGAUCUACUGGAAAAGCUUAGGGAUUUGUAAAAGGGCUGUCACUCUGCAAGACAUGUGUGCAACUUUUCCUGCCAGGACAAGAACCUAAAGGAGCUUUGGAGACGUAGCAUGCGUGAAUGUCCACGCUGAGAGAAGGGGUAGCUUUCAACGCUGGAGGUCCACUGUAAGGAUGGAUGACACAGGCUAACAAUGUACUCCAAAACCUUCUGAACUUUCAGCUAAACUAAUAAGGACCGGCUAAAGAUACAAGAACCCGAUUCACCUGCAACUUUAAACCCAGGCUCAUAUGAUGCUGUGGUACAACUGGGGCCGCCGCUUGUUCUCCCUGGCAGCACUUCUGGUGAUUGUGAGCUGCGGAGGAGGGGAGCAGCGCAGAGGGACGGAUAGCACCAGCAGCAGCAGCAGCACCAGCAGCACAGGUGGCAGCAGCAGCAGCAGCAGUAGCAGCAGUUCCGGAGGAAGUAGUAGCCGACGCUUUCACAAGAUCCAGCAUGGCCAGUGCACCUACACCUUCAUCCUGCCCGAGGGCGAUGGAGGCAGAGGAGGCUCUUGCAGGGAGGCGAAAGCCGGUAGCCCGCAAAACAGCGGCAACUCUCUCCAGAGAGACGCUCCACCACCAGAGCCAGAGUUCCCCAGCCAGAAGAUCCAGCAGCUCGAGCACAUUAUGGAGAAUUAUACCCAGUGGCUACAGAAGAUUGAGAACUAUAUCAAAGAGAGAAUGAAGACAGAGAUGGCUCAGCUGCAGCAGAGCGCCGUCCACAACCACACCGCAGCCAUGUUGGAAAUGGGCACUAACCUCCUCUCUCAGACGGCUGAACAGACACGCAAGCUAACCAACGUUGAGACGCAGGUUCUGAAUCAGACAUCCAGGCUUGAGAUCCAGCUGCUGGAAAAUUCUCUCUCCACUAACAAGUUGGAGAAAGAGCUAAUGGUCCAGACCAAUGAGAUCAGCAAGCUGCAUGACAAGAACAGCCUGCUGGAGCAGAAGAUGCUAGAAAUGGAGAUGCGACACCACGAGGAGCUGGAGACGCUGAAGCAGGAGAAGGGGAGUCUCCAGACCCUGGUGGGGAGGCAGAGCGGGGUCAUCGGGGAGCUAGAGGCCCAGCUGAGCCGGGCCACAGGAAACAGCACAGCCCUGCAGAGACAGCAGCAAGAGAUGAUGGAUACCGUCCACAAUCUGCUCAAUCUCUGCUCCAAAGAUGGAGUUGUGCCUAAUAGCACAAAGGCGGACGAAGAGAAGAAGUUCCGCGACUGCGCCGACCUCCACCAGGCUGGCUUCCAUAAGAGCGGAGUCUACACCAUCCAGAUCAACCCUCAGGAGACCAAAAAGGUGUAUUGCAACAUGGAAACAGCCGGCGGUGGAUGGACAGUCAUCCAGCGCAGAGAAGACGGCAGCCUUGACUUCCAGAGAACGUGGAAGGAGUACAAGAUGGGUUUUGGCAGCUUGCCUGCGGAGCACUGGUUGGGAAACGAGUAUAUUUACCAGUUGACCAGCCAGAGGCAGUAUGCCCUCCGUGUAGAACUGACAGACUGGGACGGACACCAGGCCUUCUCGCUAUAUGACCGCUUCCAAAUCGGCGGGGAGAAACAAAACUACAGGCUGUUCCUGAAAAGCCACAGUGGGACUGCAGGCAGACAGAGCAGUCUAGUAAUCCACGGAGCAGACUUCAGCACCAAGGACAUGGACAAUGACAACUGCUUGUGCAAGUGUGCCCUCAUGCUCACUGGUGGUUGGUGGUUUGAUGCCUGCGGCCCGUCCAACCUUAACGGCAUGUACUUCAACCAAGGCCAACACAUAGGGAAGUUGAACGGUAUCAAGUGGCACUACUUCAAGGGCCCCAGCUACUCGCUACGAGCCACGGUCAUGAUGAUCCGCCCGCUGGACUUCUCUUAGUCCUUUGAACUUUUAACUUCCAAAGGGCUGUGGAGCACAUUAGAGGGACGCUCCCUAUUUUAUCCUCUUGUCUCAUCUCAUUUUUUCGCUGGCCCCCGGGAGUCAUCCAAUGAAUCUUUUUUUUUUUUUAUUCAAUCUGGUUCCUCUCCAGGGUGACGGCUAUUGUGCUGCACUGCCGCUGACUAUCAUAACCUUUUCCCCUCAGCGAACUGAAAACCAGCCAUGAGGAGGAACGACAGAGCAAGAGACGAUUCACCUGAACUGUUUCUGUUCCCAAAACAGGUUCACAAAGUUGACGUUAUUUAAGGACAAAAGCGUUCAGUAUGUGUUAUCUCCACACGCAAUUUGUGCACAUUAAGAGCGUGCUGUAACAGCUCUUAAAAAUUCAAGCACAAUGUCAAACCACAUCUUUUCCAUUAUUAUUGGGACCUGCGCUGUGAUAAUAUAGAGGAAUGAACUCUUCUGAAUGGAAAGCAGCAAUGACAGAGCAGCACUGACUCUUCAACUGCAGGACAGAACUUAUCUGGAACUCUAUAGGGAGAUGAUGCUUUUCUAUUAAAAUGUUGCUCACAGAGCCCAUAAAUAUUAUCAUUGUAUUAUAUAUUGUGUUUUUUUUAGUAUAAUUUGUGUUAUCCCAACAGUAUACAAUAUCCAAAGUGAUAUGCAAUUGUCUUUUGUACUACACAGUGUAACGCACGCUGAGUUUUAAGGUGACCUUGAAAUCCGAGUGAUGAGCUGGUAAAAGUUACAAGGGUCACUUGCAGUAUUUGCUGGCGAUUACACACCAGCUGCCUCGACAGUGUGAUUAUUAUUAGAGUUCAACAUGGUUGGUUUUUAUUGGGUUAGAUUCUGGACUGAGAUCUAUUUGCAUUUGCUAUUGGCUGAGAAACGACUAGUACCUGCCAAGGUUCAGCUUGUGAGUGAUCACCUUACCUCUGCUGAAUAUGAAAAACAAGGACAUUAAUACUGAUUCAUAUUAUUAGUGAUAUAUAACAAUUACAGCUGUGUGAACAUGGGGGGCAAGAGAAUGCAGGUUUGCAUAUACUAGUAAUAAUGUGUAUUCUCUAAAAUACACAGAGAUAAACAGUAUAUUCCAGCGUGGGAUGAUGAAAAACCACGUCGUGAUCCGUCUAUAUUUACAAAGAUGUAAAUGCUUAUAUUAAGCUGGUGUGCCACAAAGAAUGAGGUCAAAGUUCAUAUAACUGAAUCUUAUUUCUAACUCUAAAGGACAUUAUAAAAGCUCUUUAUGGGUGACUUCAGUACUGACCAAACCCUAUUUUUCCAUGAUUUUGUGUCUAAGUGACAACAAUUUUUGAUAUUGGUCCAAUGUUUAGGGAGAGCGCUGUAGACGGCAGCCACCAAACAGCUGCAAUGUAAUCGCUAGAGGCAACUCCUCACCGUCACUGUACGGCCACUAAAAAUGCUUGUUUUUGCCGCUGACAGGCUCAGGUUGUUGUUGUAAGUGUCUGACAAGCUGAUGAAAAAAGGACCCUUCAGAGAAAUAAAACGUUUUUCAUCACCUUUCGCUUGAUCCGUUCUGUCUUUUAGCUUGGAAACAGCUUUUUCUUAAAUCUUGCGUUACACCCACAUUGUUGAAAUCAUCUAUAGAGUUUCAAUGUCAUGGCUGUUUAUUUACCUAAUGUUAAGCUACGCUCUCUGUACUCCAACCAAGCGGCAGCCUCCAUGUCUUCAAAGUGAAGCCAACAUAGAAGUGCCUAAAACUUGCAUUCUUUCUAAUGGCCUCACUCUGGUUGCAAAAAGAAAUCAGAUUGUAUAGAAGUCGAUGAGACAAUGACCCUACUUCUCACUGGAUUUAUUACCUGAGUUAACAUUGUUAACUUGAGUUUAUGGUCUCAAUCACUAGUUUCAACUCUUCUUCAAUACAGCAUGAUGUUCAUUUAGUAAAUUAUGACUAAAACACACCAUAAAGCAGGGUAUGCUUUAGGGCGUGGCUACCUUGUGAUUGACAGGACGCUACCACGGCGUUGUCCAGUCUGGGAGUUGAUGUCCUUGUUUUACAACUCGUUCACAGUGUGUUUUCAGAUCAUCAAUUCGGUGUUUGGUUGUGUAUAGCUCGACCCUCUUGUGUCACUUCUAAGACUCAAACACAACAAACUCUAAACAACACCAUUACUACUCUCUUCCACUCACGUGACUCAAAACUAAACGGACCGGAUCAAGCGAAAAGUACAAACAUAAUCAGAGGCUGUCAGUGACAGAAACAAGCACUUUUAGUGGACGUUUAAUGGACGGGGAGGAGUUGCCCGUAGCGAUAACAUUGCAGCCCCUUUCCAGGUUGAAAAGUACUGCAGUUACCCUUUAAGACUGGUCAUAGCCUCUAACCUUAAGACAAGUUUCAUCCUAAAUGUUUUUCACAGGCAUAAACAUGACACGGCCUCAGAAUCCAGCCAGUUUCUGUUUCUCAUCAAUGUAACUUUGGGGAAAAAAAUAAAAAAGCUGGAGUUGGAUAUGAAGCAUGAAAUUAAUAAUUCCACCAAGUGAUCCGUGUGAACGCAUAUUUCAUAACUUCCAGCUUUGUAAUAACAGAAUCUACUGUGGGGUAUUAAUAAAGGUACAUGUGGUGAGAAGAUAAAGUGUAUCUGGAACUUGUAAAACUACAAUUGACAUGUUUAUUAACGUACUAAAAUCUGUACGAUUGAAUGUGUGUGUGUGUGUGUGUGUGUACGUAGAGCAGCUCUCCUGAGGAAAGCUAUUCUUUCUUUUCUUUUUUUCUGUUUUUACUCCACCAGAAGUACAGUGGUGUUUAGAAGUUGAGCUUAAAACUUUGAAGUUGAGAUAAUAACCCUGGAGAAAUGUGCCUUUGAUAACUCUGCUUUUACCUCAUUCCAUUCCAGAUUUUGCAGAUUUAUUUAAACAUCUUUUUGUAACAUGUGGUCAGUGUUUUGUUGCUAGUUUAAAUAAA